AUGGACCAGGAUCUGUCUCUAGGUCAGCCCCAGGCUGGGUCCCAGGAAUUGCCUAUGCUGGACGAGCUUCAGCACCCGGUACUUCAAAACUACCUCCCUGCAGAUAGUAUUCAAGGUCGAAACGACGCGGAGGGACAUCUCGUAGAACCGUUUGAGUUUCGGUUCAAUGCCUAUGUGCCACCCAGGGCAGACUUGUCAGCGGUUCCAGGCCAGGGAGAGACCCAAAGAAUACAUGUCAGCCUUGAUGUCUUUCUGGUCACCCCUCACUGUCUGUUCCCAGAAAAAUUUCUCUAUACAAGGAGCAUGAUGCAAGAUUUCAUAGUGCGGAGCAAUGCCUACGACACCCGUGGCGAGGUUAUUGAGAAAGCCAUCGUGUUCUUCAUGAUCGAGCACCCUACCGAAGGAAUACAUGGAACAGGUCUUCUCAAUAACUUUGCAACUUUGGAAGAAAUACGAAUCAGAAUGCUUCCAGAAUACGUCCCAAUCCUCCCGAUCAAAAAUCCAACAGAUUUCUACCAAGAACUGAUCGGAUACCUCCACCGCGCCUCCCAGAUCGGCGAGCUGCACCCACCACGUCCAGAUCUAGCCACCAGUCCGCCCGACUCGACUGAACAGGGGAACAGAGGAGAGAGCUCAGACGUGGAUGUUAUCAACGAGGACGAUUCAUUCCGGAAUAACUUCUAUGCAGCCAUUGAAUUCCUCGAUCGGUCACUCGAUGAUCCUGGAGGCCUGGCUGUGGCUCAACAAAUCAUGGGUCGCUCUACGGCUAAUCGUCUUGGUCAACUUAUUCAUACUGUGGCGCCUAUCAUUUAG
This is a messenger RNA of Penicillium manginii, 813 nucleotides long. RefSeq lists its product as uncharacterized. NCBI's taxonomy places the organism in Eukaryota, Fungi, Ascomycota, Eurotiomycetes, Eurotiales, Aspergillaceae. The transcript is spliced from 3 exons. The record is from RefSeq and is a predicted model, not a curated record. Bases 1 to 813 code for a protein of 270 amino acids.